UUCAUGGAUCAUUCCAUUUGUUACUGCGAUGUAAACACGUGCCAUCCUUUUAAGUGGGAAGUCCAUGUUGCUUUUUAAAUUGAACUAUCAUGUUUUAAUGUUUUAUAUAAAAUUACAUUCAUUUAUUAUACAUUUUGAAAUGUUUCUAUAUAAAUAGUGAUUAUAAUUUUAUUCUUUUAAAAUUUAUAUUUAUAAUAUAACUUUUAAUAUAAUAGAUAAAAUAAUUAUGCAAAAAUAUUACAAAUAUUAUAAAUAUGGAGAUAUUAAUAAAAAAAGUGUAUAAAAAUUUAUAAAGUUUUUAAUAAAAAUUGUUUAUAUAUACUACAUAUUCAGCGAUUUAUAAUUAAAAAUACGCAUUAAAAACUUAUUUUUGCUAAUUACUAUGCUAAAUUUAAUGUUUAUUGUGAUUAAUUUAAAAGUUGUUUAAAAAAUAAAGCUAUGAUAUCGUGUGAUUUAAAUAAAAAUUAAGAUAAUAUUGUGCUUUAAUUUUUUAUACAAAUAUGACUUAAAUUAUAAUAUAAUUUUCAAAAUGGAAAUGUGGUGGUUUUCUCGAAUAAUAGCUCAUCAUCCUUAUACUAUUCUAAUGAUAAUACUUAUUUUUUCUUCAACAUGCUUAAUUGUUCCCUUAGCUAUUAAAAAAUUUCCAGACUUUUCAGAUCCUCAAUUAGGAUUUGAAGCAAGAGGUACAAUAUUAGCACAAAGACUUAUUGCUUGGCAAAAUUUAUUAGAAUCAAAUAAACCAAGAGGACAAUUAGUUGAUAAUCCUUUAGAAUAUUAUCAUUAUGUGCAACAAUUAAAUCAACAGAAUUUACAGAAUCCUAUUAUACAAAAUUAUAGUUGGAUUGAAAAAAAACCUAAAAAUAAGAAAAAAGGAGGAAAGAAAUAUCAAAAACAAAUUAAUAAAGAAGAAAUAGAUAAAAUUGAAAUUAAAGAUAAAUGGGAAGAAUUAAUAGAAUUAAAAAACAAAAAUAAAUUAGAUAUGACAAAGGAUUAUAAAAGUCAAGAUUAUAUUGAUAAUGAGAAUUUUUUUUGUAAUUUGCCAUCUUCUGCUUAUGCACGUGUUGUUAUUGGUAGAAACUCUAAAGAUUCAAAUUUAUGGUCAAUGGAAGGUGUAUUAGCACAAUGUUAUAUUGAUGCAGAGCUUAGAUCAAAUUCACAUUUUUCUUCUUUAUGUCAAAUGUCAAUAGAAUAUAAUAAUUCAAGGCAAAAAUGUUGUAGAAGUUGGUCUCCAGCAAAUUAUGUUGCACUUUUAUCUAAUCGAAGUUCUUGUUUGGGUGUGACAGAGAAUGAUCUCAGUCGUGUUGAAACUCUUUUAAAAAGAUGUAUUUAUUAUUACCAAAAUCGUCGUUUAACAUCAAAUUGUGCAGAAGAUUUAAAUUGUCAAAAACAUGUUCCAACUGAAUGCUAUAUGCAUAAUGCAGCAUAUCAUUUAUUGCAUUAUUUAUUGGAUACUGAUUUUAUUUUGGAUCGAGAGCAAGAUCCUCAAAAUAAGUUAAAUUCGACAUUAAAAUAUGCAAUGUUAUUUUUACCAAUUGCUGCAAGCUCAGCUACUUUAGAUUUUUAUAAAGGAUUAAAUGAUGUUGAUUUAUCUUAUGGAAAAUUUUGUGUAAAGGGAAUGCAUUUGGGUUUAAAAAGUAUAUUAUUUGAUCGACUGUUAGUGUCAGAUUCCAUUUUAUUACUUACUGGUUUUACCUUUGUAACAAUUUGUAUAUGGGCAUAUACUGGUUCUUUUUUAUUAACUGUCACAACCAUUAUUGCAGUAAUUUUUAGUCUUGGCAUUUCAUAUGCAUUUUAUACUUUACUUUUGCAUAUAAAAUUCUUUCCAUUUAUGAAUCUCUUGGCAAUUGUUGUUGCUGUAGGAAUAGGUGCAGAUGAUGCGUUUAUAUAUUGCAAAAUUUGGGAAAGAGGUAAAGAACAAAAAAUAUCAAAUAAUGGAUUGGUCAGACUGGUACAAGAAACAAUGAAACAUGCUGUUCCAUCUAUGUUUGUUACAUCUUUAACUACUGCAGUAGCGUUUUUUGCAUCAGUUGUUAGCAAUGUUACUGCUAUAAAUUGCUUCAGUUUAUUUUCAGGAAUGACUGUCAUUGCAAACUUUUUUUUAAUGAUUACUUGGUUACCAGCAUGUGUCGUAGUGUCAGAACGAUUUAAACUUGGUAUUUUAUCUCCUGCGAAUUUUAUAACACGAAAAAUUGUUAGACCUUUACGAUUAUUUGGAGAUAAAAUAACGAUAGGUUUUAAUUCUUUUCUUAUAAAGAUAGUUAUUAAUUUUCGAUGGUGUUGGUUAUUCAGUUUGGGUAUUGUAGCAAUAAUAUGUUGUAUUAUUGUUUUCCAAUAUCCUGGUUUACAAUUGCCAGAUACUGCUGAUUUCCAAUUAUUUGAUAGUUCUCAUCCAUUUGAAAAAUAUGACUUGAUAUAUGCUCGAAAAUUUUGGUUUGAAAAACAUGAAACAAUUGAUAAUGGAGAUAUGUUGCCAUUAAGAUUUGUAUGGGGCGUUAAACCAAUCGAUAACGGUAAUUAUUUAGAUCCUGGUUUAAUUGGUACACCAGAAUGGGAUGAAUCUUUUGAUGUAUCUCAUCCAGAAUCACAAUUAUGGCUUGAAAAAUUUUGCUAUGAUUUACGAGCACAACCUUUUUAUCGUAAUACGUUAGGACCUUUACUUCCUAACUGUUUUAUUGAAUCAUUACGUAAAUGGAUGCAAAGACGUUGUGAAGACCCCAUUGAUCCACAUAUUAAUUAUAUGCCAUGUUGUGAAAAAAGUAAAUUUCCAUAUAACUCAAGCACUUUACAACGAUGUGCAGCUGAAGCUAAUGCAGGAUUAUAUCGUACUCCUUCAUAUUUAUGGGUUCGCAAUGGUGUUUUUGCUGGUUUAAAAUUUUUGAGAGAACCGAAUUCAACACAAUUACAAAUAUCAAAUGAAACAAAUUCAAUAAUAAUGCCAACACUUAAAAUUAAAGCUUUAAUUGUUGAAUAUGAUAGCAUAUAUAAUUAUAGUCUUUCUUUUUCAAAUAUGGAUCAAUUUUUUCAUCAGGUUGAAACAUGGAUGCAAAAUCAAUUAAAAAAUGCUCCAUUAGGAAUGCGUGGUGGUUGGUUUGUUAGUAGAUUAGAAUUUUAUGAAUUACAACGAACAUUGUAUGAAGGUACUCUUUGGGCAAUGGGAGUUUCAUUGAUUUUAGCUUUGAUAGUAUUGGCUUUUGUGACAUUUAAUCCUCUUAUCAGUCUAUAUGCAAUUAUAACAAUUGGUGCAGCAAUUACAGUAACAAUUGCUGGUUUGAUUCUUCUUGGUUGGAAAUUAAAUGUUUUAGAAAGUAUUACAGUAUCUACAGCAAUAGGUUUAACUGUAGAUUUUAGUUUACAUUAUGUAGUAAGUUAUAGAGCAUGUACUUCUAAAGAAAGAGAGGACAGAGUAAAAACAGCUCUUACACAAAUGGGUGGUCCAACUUUAAUGGCUUGUCUUACAACUGGUGCUGCUGGUGCUCUCAUGCUACCUUCAUGUGUAUUAGCAUAUAUUCAAAUUGGUAUAUUUUUAUUACUCGUAAUGGGAAUAAGUUGGAUAUAUGCUACAUUUUUUUUGUGUCCAAUAUUAGCAGUUAUAGGUCCAUCAUCUCAUUUCGCUCAAUUUCAAUAUCCUAGAUUAAAUCUAUUAUGGAAUUAUCUUCGUAAAAGCAAGUCUGGAAAUGUGCCUGAUUCAAAUACAGAUAAUAAUAGGGCUAGAAGAAAGAUUAAAGGAAGAGGAAUGUGGUCAGAAUCUACUUUAAGUACAUCUAGUACAGUAUGUCAAUUCCAUUGUAAUGAAAUAGAAACUUUCACUAGACCACCGCCAUCACCAUCAUUACCUCCAUCUCCAUCAUCAGCAUUACUUCAAUAAGAUAAAGGUUAAAUAAUAAGAUGGAUAUAUUUUAAAGAAAAAGAAAAAAUUCUAAUUAUGAUGUUCCAUAAACUCUUCCAAAUUUUUAACAAUGAAUUUAUUAUUCAUGUGUAACUUAUGUCUCAUAUAAUCUAUGAUCAUGUGUCACUAAUGUGUCAUUGGCUGUGUUCAAAAUAGUUUUAAGAUAAUUAUUUAUAUCUAUUAUUAAUUCAUUGGGCUUCCUAUAUCAGUUACGCAAAUAUAUUGCAUAUAUUAUAUUAUAUCCAUUGUGAUAUAAGUCAGGCUUUAAAUGCCAAAUAUAUCGCAGGCUGUUUAAUAUUUUAUGAUUUAUUUUAAGUCUCAAUUUUUAAUAAAUUUUGAAACUAUAUAUUAUGUUUAUAUCUAAUGUAACUGAUAAUAUUGAUAAAAUGUUAUACUAUAGACUUGCAUUUACAUAUCUAUGAAUGCAUUUUAACUUUUUUUUUUUUAUUAAAAUUUGUAUAAAAUAUACUUGUAAUUUCGUUUUAUGUAAAUAUAGAUUUUUUUAUAUGCAAAUAUUAAUAAAUUUAAUUAUUUCUAAUUUAAUUUAAAAUAAAUUGAUAUAUAUAAUUUAAUAUGUUUUAUUGAUAAUUGUAUUAUAUAACUUUAUAUUUAUUAUACAUUAUUAAGAAAAAUUAAAUAUGUUAUUUGAAUAAAUUUAUCAAAUUGAUAAUUCAAAGAUUACAUACAGAGACUGUUUAAUUUCUAAAUGAAAUAUUAUAAUAAAUUUAAUAGAAUGAAUGAAUUUAUUAUAUAUUUAGAAAUAAGAGAAUAUUGAAUUAGUUGUUUUAUUGAGUAAUGCUUUCAACUUUAUAGAAAGAUGUAUGUGUGUAUGUCUGUAAUUAAAUUUAAGAAAAAAUAACGGAAUGUGCUAUUAUAUAUGAUUUUAUUUCAAGAUUAUUUAUGUUUAUAAACUAUAUAAACUAUUUACAAAAAAAGACUGACAAAUUUGUAUAAUUUUCAUAGAUGAUAUUGAAUAUGCAAAGAAAGUUUAAAACAAUUUUUUUUUAAAUUUUGUUUCUUAAAUAUUUUAUUUAAAAAAUUUUAAUUUUAUUUAAAUAAAUGUUCAUUAUUUAUUAAUUUCUGAUAUUUAAGAUAGUUUAUAUCUAUAAACAUUAUAUUUAUUUUUAUCAAGUUUGAAAUAUUAAAUAUUAUUAUACAUAAUAGAACAAAUAAAAAUUCAUUCUUUACACAUUUCGUUAUAAGAAGAAAAAGGUACAAAUCAAUUUAUGUAAUACUAUAUCAUGCUUUGAAAAAAUUAAAUAUUAUGCUGUUAAGGAAAAUCCAUUUUUAUAAUUAUUGUAUGUGUGUUUAUCAAUUAUUUAAAUAUUUAUAACUAUCGUAUGUUAAGAAUAUUGAUAUAAUCUAGAAUGCAUUGGCAAUCUUUAAUAUAUCUAUGCGUACGUGCGUGCGUGCGUGUGUGUGUGUUUGUGUGUGUGUGUGCGUGUUGUGUUAUAAUAUAAUAUAGUAAUGUAUGUUAUGUAUUUCAUGUUAAUGCGCAUCUUCGUUAAAACAAAUAUUUAUUCAGUAUAACUAUGUUAAAUAUGUGAGCAUAUUAUAAAAAAUGAGUAACUUUCACAAUAAUCCAAUUCACAUGUUCUCGGUAAAAAUAUUUAGUAAACUAUUUUAAAUAACGAUCAUUUAAUAUCUUAGAUACGAAUAUAUUUCGAAAAAUUGUUGUUUUAUAAAAUAUUACUUUCAGAGAUUAAAAAUAUAUUUCGAUGAAAUUGCCUUUAUUGACAAAAUUUAUAGAAAAUCAAAAAGUAUAUAGAUGUGUAUCUAUAUGUAUAAAUAUAUUAAAACGUACAUAUUAAUAUAAUUAAACUGAAAAUUUAAAUUUAAUUAUAAUAUAUUUAUUAAUUUAAAUUAUUUUAUAAAUAUAUCUACCUGCGAAACAGGGCGUGAAAAAAAAACGUUGAUUUGAAAAAUUCGAUUACUAAAGUAUAAUGCUUCUUAAUUAUAUUUUAAGUAUUUAUACACGACGACGACGUUUCAAUAAUAUUGGACUUAUAGGAUCAGUUAAUGGUCGUUUUUCGACUUUUGGUAAUUCUAUUUUAUAUCUUCGAAUCGGUUGAGCUUUAUGAACAAUUUGUUUUCGUAGCUGUGCGAUUUCUUCUUCCUCUUGUUUCUUUUUAGCAGCAAUUUCCUAUUAUUUCCAUUUUAUUAUUGUAUGUAUUAUAAUCUUGGAAAUAGAAUAUAUUAUUAACAAAUUAAUUAUA
Apis cerana (Asiatic honeybee) is the source of this 6102-nucleotide messenger RNA. Its product is annotated as protein dispatched. Gene Ontology annotation, biological process: smoothened signaling pathway. Gene Ontology annotation, molecular function: transmembrane transporter activity. The record is from RefSeq and is a predicted model, not a curated record. NCBI's taxonomy places the organism in Eukaryota, Metazoa, Arthropoda, Insecta, Hymenoptera, Apidae. Gene Ontology annotation, cellular component: membrane.